This is a messenger RNA of Coturnix japonica (Japanese quail), 2316 nucleotides long. It is a transcript of the gene MLX, whose product is annotated as MAX dimerization protein MLX. Gene Ontology annotation, cellular component: nucleus. NCBI's taxonomy places the organism in Eukaryota, Metazoa, Chordata, Aves, Galliformes, Phasianidae. Gene Ontology annotation, biological process: regulation of transcription by RNA polymerase II. The record is from RefSeq and is a predicted model, not a curated record. Gene Ontology annotation, molecular function: protein dimerization activity; RNA polymerase II cis-regulatory region sequence-specific DNA binding; DNA-binding transcription factor activity, RNA polymerase II-specific.
CGUUGGUCCCGUUGUUCCCGUUGUUCCCGUUGUCCCCACGUGGCGCCCCCUCGCGGUCGGGAGGGCGGCGCUUCCCGGCGUCCCCCGCGGCUCCCACGUGACCGGGGCGGGGGAAGAUGGCGGAGCCGCCCGGUGCCGCGGCGGAGGAAGCGUGGGGGAAGGUGGACGCCGCGUACGGGGACAAUGUCCCGGAGCCCGCGCUCGGUACGGACAGGAAGGGCAGCGUCGUGUCCCGCGCCAACAGCAUCGGAUCCACCAGCGCCUCGUCCGUGCCCAACACCGACGACGAGGACAGCGAUUACCCGCAGGAGUUUUACAAGGAGUCCUACAAGGACCAGCGGCGCCGGGCGCACACGCAGGCGGAGCAGAAGCGGCGCGAUGCCAUCAAGAAAGGCUACGACGACCUGCAGGCCAUCGUGCCCACCUGCCAGCAGCAGGACUUCGCCAUCGGCUCCCAGAAGCUGAGCAAGGCCGUCAUCCUGCAGAAGACCAUUGAUUACAUUCAGUUCCUGCACAAGGAAAAGAAGAAGCAAGAAGAGGAAGUUUCUACUCUCAGGAAAGACGUGAUGGCCUUGAAGAUAAUGAAAGUGAACUAUGAGCAGAUCGUAAAAGCUCACCAGGACAACCCGAGUGAGGGGAAGGACCAGGUCUCUGACCAGGUGAAAUUCAACGUUUUCCAAGGCAUUAUGGAUUCCCUCUUUGAGUCCUUUAAUGCCUCCAUCUCAGUCACGAGUUUUCAAGAGCUGUCAGCAUGUGUCUUCAGCUGGAUUGAGGAGCACUGUAAGCCCCAUACCCUACGGGACAUUGUCAUCGGGGUCCUGCACCAGGUGAAGAGUCAGCUGUACUGAGCAUCCCUCGCUGGAGCACCUCCCGACCGGGUGACAGCUGCCAGGAGAGGCUGGACCAUCUCCCUUGUGCUGGUCCUUAAAGCUUCUUCGAUUAUUUAUUGUCACUACAAAACCAAACCAAAGCUGUGCAAACAGGUACUGUCACAGUCAACGUUACCAAAUACUGCUAAGGACUUAGUGAAGGGAAAGAAAUAAGUGUGUAUUGAAUAUAGAUCUUUUAAGUUGCCAGUGUCUUUAGCUCAGGCAGGUGGUUGCAGUUGGGUUUAUCUGUGCCACUGAUUUCAGGGCUGCAGCUCAGCAGGUGAAUCUGCUCUGUAACCUCACACCUGAUAUAAACCCUAUUGAACCUGGGAGCAGGGAGAAAUAGGAGAGUGCUAAAAGCUGUUGCUGUGCUAAUGCAGCUCAGGAAUAGGGUUAUUCUGCAGCUGCAGGUUUUCAAUACCUCCCUCUGAAGCAGCUCUUAGAAAAGCAAGAGUCUGCUUUUAAUUUCUGUAGCUGCUUUGGAGAAGGCCCGGGAGAACUGAGGGCAGGUUUAUUAGCAUGUCACUGCCAGGGCAAUGCUCAUUACAUGGAGCAGCAAGCGAGCUCUGUGCUGAAGGAGUGCCCUGGGGCCUCGCUGUGCUGACUCUUCAGUAACACCCCUGAAUGGGAAAGGAGUGAACUUUCAUUGCAGCCUUUUCCUCCUUGUUCUGAUGAGUGCUGAAUUGGGCCUGGCUUUAUCUUUUUCUGGGUUGUGAUGUGGCCACACUGAACAGGAAAGUUCAGUAGCUGCAGCACAGCAUUACUCUGAGUUCACACUGCUGUUCCUUAGCACCAUGAUUUUAUGUGGGUAUAUAUAUUUAUAUACAUGUAACCAGCCUUGAUUUUAUUUUAUAGAUCACUGAAAUCAUUGUAAAGUGUAAUCAAUGCCAGUUUUGCAGUGUCUCACUUGCCACACGCUGCUGCUGUCAGUGUGAAUCAGCAAACCAAGCACAAUGAUGGCAUUGGACAGCAUCACCCUCCAUGGCAUUGACACAUACAGCAGGACUUGUUCUCUAGUCGUGUUCUUGCUACCACUCCAACAGUAGCAACUAUUUAUUUUAUGUUGUUUUUCCACUGUAGAUGAGGUAAUGCUAAGUUUCUCAGCUCCGGGUUGCUUGAUUUUUGAAUGCUGCAGCUGGAGAUGGUUGAAGCUGUUGCUUCUGUUUGACUUAAAUGAAGAAAAGCUUUUUGGUGGGGUUGAUUUUUAGAUGAAAUUGUUUUUCCAAACCCUGUGACCUUUUGGAUAUAAUACAAUAGAAGCCCAGUAGGAGUCAGACCCUGUGGUGUCGCACACAACUGAUGACACGUACAGGGCACAGCUUAAUUUCCUUUAGAUGCAACCUCUUGCCUUGAGAGGAAGAUGCGGAUUUUUACAGACCUCAUAUGUGAAAGUGACAUAUUUUUCUAUUAUGGAAAAUGAUUAAAUAAAUUUUGCUGAAUGUUUUAA